This is a messenger RNA of Pungitius pungitius (ninespine stickleback), 2437 nucleotides long. It is a transcript of the gene prmt7, whose product is annotated as protein arginine methyltransferase 7. Lineage: Eukaryota; Metazoa; Chordata; Actinopteri; Perciformes; Gasterosteidae. Bases 142 to 2199 code for a protein of 685 amino acids. Gene Ontology annotation, biological process: peptidyl-arginine methylation. Gene Ontology annotation, molecular function: protein-arginine N-methyltransferase activity. The record is from RefSeq and is a predicted model, not a curated record. The transcript has 17 exons.
CGUGACCUGAAGAGUGUGACGUUGCUGGAAAAGAUGGCGGCCCCCAUUGAUGCAAUGCCGCAUCAGUAGCGCAACUAUUUGUUACCUUUGUAAAAUAUUCUGAAAAACAACAACCGGCGGCUUUUAGCGGUCUUGGCAGGAAUGAAGGCCUUCUGUGGAAGAAGCAUGCCGAGCACCGGAGCUUCAGACCCGGUGGAGGAAAGCGAGGAGUACGACUACCACCAGGAGAUAGCCAGAUCCUGUUAUGCAGAUAUGCUACAUGACCAUGACAGGAAUAAGAAGUACUACGAGGGCAUCCGGGCUGCCGUAGCCAGAGUAAAGGCCCGCGGGGAGAGAGUCGUAGUCCUGGACAUUGGGACGGGAACAGGACUGCUGUCCAUGAUGGCCGUCACUGCUGGAGCUGACUUCUGCUACGCUGUGGAGGUUUUUAAGCCCAUGGCUGAGGCAGCGCGGUGCAUCGUGGAGAAGAACGGCUUCUCAGAAAAGAUCAAGAUCAUCAACAAACACUCCACCGAUGUCACUGUGGGCCCAGAUGGAGAUAUGCAAAUGAAGGCCAACGUUGUGAUCACGGAGCUGUUUGAUACGGAGCUGAUAGGAGAGGGAGCGCUGCCCAGCUAUGAACAUGCUCACCGAAACCUCCUCCAGGAGCCUUGUGAGGCGGUCCCUCACCGGGCCACCAUCUACGCCCAGCUGGUGGAGUCGGAGCUGCUGUGGAGCUGGGCUCAGCUGCAACCGAUGGAGGUGGGGGGAGGGCGCCUGGUCCCCCCACCCGCCAUGGGCCGCUGCGCCGGGGCCCAUUCAGUGUGUGACAUCCAGCUGAGCCAGGUGUCCCCUCACAGCAUGGCCCUGCUCGGUCCCCUCUGCACCAUGUUCAGUGUGGACUUCAGUAAGCCUGUGAGCAGUGCGGUCCAGUCACACACCUCCCGGUUCGUUGCUCGCUGCGGCGGGCGGGCCCAGGCGGUGAUAUCUUGGUGGGACCUUGACAUGGAUCCCAGUGGGAGCGUGGUGUGCAGCAUGGCUCCCAGCUGGACUUACCCAGAGACCCAGGUGGCUCCGUGGCGGGACCACUGGAUGCAGAGUGUCUACUUCCUGCCCGCAGAGAGCCCAGUGACUGAAGGGGAGGAGCUGAGUCUGACCGUGCGCCAUGACGACUACAGCCUGUGGUACGGCCUGCAGGGCUCCAGCCAGCAGGCCUCACACACUGAUGCCCCUCUGCCUCGGCCCUGCUGCACCUGCCAGGCCCACCUGGUUUGGACCAGGCCGCGUUUUGGCGAACUCAACGACAGUCGGCGCACGGAGAGCUACGUCAGCGCGCUGCGCAGCGUCCUGAGGGAGGACAGCGUCUGCCUGGGCGUCAGCGAUGGAAGUCUGCUUCCUGUGUUCGCCCACAUGAUGGGAGCCAAGAAGGUCUACGCUCUGGAGAACUCAAAGAUGGCGAAAGAGGUCAUCGAGCAGGUGUUGGAAGCCAACUCGAUGGAAGGAGGUGUCGAUAUGCUGGAGGUCCGGGCGGAGCAGCUGAGCAGUGGUGACCUCGGGGGGGAGCAGAUCUCCGUCCUGAUGGGUGAACCCUACUUCAGCACCAGCCUCCUGCCGUGGCACUCCCUCUUCUUCUGGUACUGUCGGACCGCCCUGGCGGGCCUUCUGCGGCCCGACGCCACCAUCCUGCCCCGCGCCGCCACUCUCAAUAUGGUGGCUGUGGAGUUCCAGGAUUUGUGGAGGAUAAGAGCUCCGUGUGGGACGUGCGAGGGCUUCAACGUCUCCCCUAUGGAUGAGAUGGUCCAGAGAUCCCUGGAUUUCCGCGAGUCCCGUGAGGCGGAGCCUCACCCUCUGUGGGAGUACCCGUGUCGCGCUCUGACCAGGGCCGCUGAAGUCAUGACUUUUGACUUCACGCAACUGAUUCCCCAACAGCCAAUCAGCAGCCAGGGCUCGCUGCCCUUCAUAAGGAAAGGUCGUUGCCAUGGAAUCGCCUUGUGGAUGGAAUACCACCUCACCGCUGACAUCAGUGUCAGUGCAGGUCUGAUUGGACCCGUCAGUGAGCAGGGAAAGUGCCAGUGGAGCCGACACAGGAAACAGGGAGUGUAUUUCCUCCGGACGCCGUGGGAGAGCUCAGGGGACGGCAGAGCCGCGGCGACUUACAGCUUCACCUUUGAACCCGCACAGGGAGACAUUAAGAUGGACUUCAGAGGAGAGUCUCUGUGAUAGUGAAGGGACUGCUGGAUUUUUAUUUUUUAUUUUUAUACCUGGUGCACACAAAGCGUUUUUGUUCAAACUGAAGCUCUUCAUGACUCCCUGAAACUGAGAUGGUGGUGUUUGGACAUUAAAAAGUCCUAUUAAAGGGCUCCCCAAAAGCAGGUAGCAAUUGUACUACAAAUGAUUGCUGAUUUGAUGUAUCAUCUGCUGCUUAUUGGUCACAUUCACUUCAAUAAACGAGCUGCCU